Messenger RNA from Neoarius graeffei (lesser salmon catfish), 2526 nucleotides. RefSeq names its product family with sequence similarity 98 member A (gene tslig3a). NCBI's taxonomy places the organism in Eukaryota, Metazoa, Chordata, Actinopteri, Siluriformes, Ariidae. The record is from RefSeq and is a predicted model, not a curated record. The transcript is spliced from 9 exons. Gene Ontology annotation, cellular component: tRNA-splicing ligase complex. Bases 224 to 1900 code for a protein of 558 amino acids.
GCGGUAUCGCCCGGCCCGCAGCCCCUUCAUUCCUGUUACCUGGUAGGGCGGCUCGGUGCUGAAGCUCUGAAAGCCCGGAGGAGGAACCGAUGUGGGCUGUGUGGUCUGUGAAAGGACCCCUGUGCUGCCAACCGAGCGGAUGGGCCCCGCGGCAGCAGUGUGAGACCGAGGCGCCUCUGCAUCACCUGCCGGAGUAAAGCGCACAUCAUAAAGGCUUCUCUUCAUGGACAUCCUGGACUCUCUGGAGGAUUUGGGGUAUCAGGGGCCGCUGUUAGAAGAUGGGGCUCUGCAGGCGGCUCUCAGUGGCGGUGCGGCGUCUCCUGAGUUCACCAAACUGUGUGCGUGGCUCGUCUCUGAACUCAAACUCUACAGCAGACUGGAGGAGAACGUCCACGCCACCAACUGUCCAAGUGAGGCUGAAGGUUUCCAGUUAGAGAUGAGCGGUUUGCUGACAGAGUUAGCGUGUCCAUACACCUGUCUCACACGUGGAGACGUCACACACCGUCUGCUGAAUGCCAACAACUGUCAACUACUGCUCACGUUCCUGAUCUCGGAGCUGGAAGCUGCCCGGAUGGUGUUGGUCAACGCCCCUCAGAGGAACGCUCAGGCUGGGGGAGGGUCAGUCGGCUGCAGUGAGCUCUUCCUGGAGCUGAAGGGGAUCUGUGUGUCUCUGGGCAUGUCCAAACCCCCGUCCAACAUCACCAUGUUCCAGUUCUUCAGCGGCAUCGAGAAAAAACUAAAGGAAGCGUUAUCUAAAGUUUCUGUCCAUCAUGUGGGCCAGCCUCUGAUGAAUAAAACCCUGGGCCCCCGUCACUGGGAGAAAAUCGAAGUUAUUAACCAGUCUCUUGUGAACGAGUACGAAGUGAGGAGGAAAAUGUUACUGAAGCGUCUGGACGUGACGGUUCAGUCCUUCGGCUGGUCGGACAGAGCCAAGAGUCAGACUGAGAAGUUGGCUAAAGUGUACCAGCCCCUGCGGGCGGCGCUCGGCUUUAAGAGCAGAGUGUGUGUCGCUCACCUUCUCGCCGCCAGAGAAGAUUUAUCCAAAAUCCUGCGCACGAGCAGCGGCCAGACCCGCGAAAAAACCUCCUGCGCCAUCAACAAGGUUUUGAUGGGACGUGUUCCAGAUCGCGGUGGAAGACCAAAUGAGAUUGAGCCGCCACCUCCCGAGAUGCCGACGUGGCAGAAACGGCAAGAUGGACCAACAGGGGGUGGCGGAGGGCGAGGAGGAGGCAGGGGUGGCUACGAUCAGCACCGAGGAGGAGGUGGAAGAGGGGAUAGAGGGGGUAAAGUACAAGGAGGCUGGUCAGAUGGUGGGAGUCAGGGUCAUUAUCAAGAUGGAGGAAGAGGAGGGUACCGUGGAGACUACCAUGGUGGGCAAGGAGGGCCAGGAUACCAAGGUGGAGGGGGGCACCAAGGUCAAGGAUACCAAGGUGGAGGGGGGCACCAAGGUCAAGGAUACCAAGGUGGAGGGGGGCACCAAGGUCAAGGAUACCAAGGUGGAGGGGGGCACCAAGGUCAAGGAUACCAAGGUGGAGGGGGGCACCAAGGUCAAGGAUACCAAGGUAGAGGGGGUCAUCAAAGUCAAGGAUACCAAAGUGGAGGAUACCAAGGAGGGCAUCAAGGGCAAGGAUACCAAGGUGGAGGUUACCAAGGGGGUCAGCAAGGGCAAGAAGGUGGUAACAAAGGUCACUACCAAGAUGGAGGGCGACAACAGGAGCGAGGAGGGGGUAGAGGGGGUCGUGGAGGGAGAGGACGAGGAGGACGUGGUGGGCAAAGCGGAGGCUGGGGUGGUAGAGGGGGGCAGAAUUUUAACCAAGGAGGGCAAUUUGAGCAGUUCUUCCAACAUGGUGGCCAUCAGUAUAACCAGGCAGGGUUUGGGCAGGGGUUUUACUCCAGCUGAGUUAGUCUGAGAAAUGCAUCGUGAAAUGAAAUCUAAAACAAGAAUCGCUUCAAAAUCUUAUAAAGGCGGAUGGUGUUGAUUUUAUUUUUGAACGAGAUCAAUCAUAAACAGUGAUUGCUUUUCUUGUUAUUCUGCUAACAAUCAAGCUAAUUACUUAGCCAAGUCCACUGUUCUGUAAGAACUUUGGGAUGCAUAAGGCUCGAAUGUUAGAGGGUUUUUUUUGUUUUCAGAAAAGCCUUACCUUGAGGUGUUUACCACAGAAAUCAGUAGUGUUAUAUUAUUUAUUGCCAGCACUUGACGGUUGAUUUUAUUUCACCCAUUUAGCACACGAUAACACGUUAGAACUCAACAUACUGUUAGUGAAAUGACUUGAUGAUGAUUAAACUGACUGCAUUGUAGUGUUUGUUUUUUUGCUUUAAACAUUUGUUUACAAAAACUGGAUGAUAACUUCUCUCUCUCUCCCUCCGUCAAGUUUCAUCAUCCAGUGCACAAGUAUUACUUUGGUUUCGAGUGGAGAAAAAGGGAGUUCAGUUAAAGAAUUCCCACCUCUGUUUGCUUGAGGAAUUGCUUUUGGAAAAGUGUUUUGAAUGUGUGUGAGACUGACAGCAAUAAAGAAGUGUAUGGGA